AUGGAGGAAAUACUUAGCUUGCGAAUCUACCAGACCCUCGUAGGUAUUAUAGGCAUACUCGGUAACGGCCUUGUAUGCGUUGUCAUAUGGAAAACACCCGCUAUGCAGAACCGUACGAAUGCCUUCAUCUUUCACCAGGCUGUGAUCGAUUUUCUCGGCUCAACUAUGAUCUUGCUGAAGAGUGAGGUCCCUGUUCCAGACCCAAUUCCGGACAACGCCUUGGGUGUUUUCCUCUGCCACGUCUGGUACACAUUCAUCCUCUUCUUCUUCUUCGUGCUGUCGUCUUUCAAUCUCCUCAUCUUGACGAUGGAGCGGUACUUUGCCAUCGUCCAUCCGUUCAAGUACCAGGUGACGUUCUCCUCAUGGCCUCACUUGAAAGUCGGUCUCGCCAUGGCGAUGUGUUGGGUGUGCGCUAUAGCCAUUAAGUCCUACCUCCUCUUCAUUUACGACGAGCAAGACGGGGUCUGCGCCCCUGUCGUGAGAUCGCAAGUCCUUGGCAUUCUGACACUCGUCCUACAAUACGUGCUACCGGUGACUGUCAUGCUGUUUGCGUACAUUCGCAUUGGCGUCGAGAUGAAACGGGGAGCGGCUCGAGUUGGUCCCACGAGCGUGGCCGAGCACAGUGCAAGCGGUUCCAACGUGCCCAGCAUGGCCGAGUCUCUCCUCCAGGCUCGACGCAACACCUUCAAGAUGCUCCUUAUCGUCUUCAUCACCUUUCUCGUCUGCUGGACACCAAAUCAGGUCCUGUUCUUUGCCUACAACAUCGGGUUUUACGUUGAUUUCGAGAACUGGCUCUUCUUACUCUCAGUCGCCAUGGUGGCGACCAAUUCUUGCGUGAACCCGAUGAUUUACGGACUGAAAUAUCGGCAGUUCCGUAAAGGCCUACGGGAGAUGGUUUGCGGUCGUCGGAACAUCCGGGAUGAGUUCGGAACAAUGAGCACCAGUGUCGCAUAA
Molecule: messenger RNA, 954 nt
Organism: Asterias rubens (European starfish)
Lineage: Eukaryota; Metazoa; Echinodermata; Asteroidea; Forcipulatida; Asteriidae
Product: trissin receptor-like
Exons: 1
Coding region: 1-954 (317 amino acids)
Biological process (GO): G protein-coupled receptor signaling pathway
Cellular component (GO): membrane
Molecular function (GO): G protein-coupled receptor activity
Source: RefSeq, a predicted model, not a curated record